UACUCAGGUGCAUAUAGGCAGAAAAGAAGUAAGAAAGCUGUAAGGAAACACAAGGCUUCCAUGACUCUUGUAGAUCGCUGAUUGCUUGAUUUUAUUCAAGACUGAUAAGAACAGACCUGUCUAAAUGGUGACUCAUCCUGUAUAACUCUGUAUAAAGCGUGGGUGUGAAAUGAUACAGGUAGAUAGGUUCUGAUAUAUCGCGCCUGGUUUGUACUGGAGUCUCAAUGAUUUGCAGUCACUCUGGGAUUCAGAAUACUUCUAGGAGGCAAUCAUAGAAUGGAACCUCUCCAUCAUAAUGAAGAUUGCUCUUGCCACAUAUAUUCAUUUUGUUGAUGCUCUUUUGAACCAAAGGGUCUGAAGAUUGUUUGAGAAACACAUCUACCUGGGGAAGGAAUUUAAUCAGGACAUAAUUUCAAGAUGUAAAACAGGAGAAUGAUCUUCAGAUAAGCAACAGUCACAUGAAGUGAGAAGCAGAGGCUAUAUUACAGAAUAUAACUAAAACAAAAAGAAAGAAGUUACAGGAUGAACUUGGAAAUCUAACUGCAAUGUGAAAGUUGACCACACGCUGAACUUUUGAUUCCUGUGAGAUCCUGAUGUGAAUCCUGGAAUGACCAAAGAGAUAAGGAUGUGAUCCAAGAAAGUUUCCACCACUUCGAUUGAAGCACGAAAAAAGAAUCUAGCAUUUUCCUUCAAAUCAGGAUGAUUUACCAUUGCUGCGCCUCACAAUUCCAACAAAUGGAGUCAUUUCUUGAAUGCCACUGACUUCUUUUAAUGUCACUUGUCUUAGAUUACAUUGUGGUUCAUUUUCUUAGUCAUUCAAUAGCUGUAGUUUAUAAAUACCUUGUGUAACCCACAUUCUGAGUGUCAGCUAAGGCCGAUGUGACAGAAUUCAGGUUCAAUUAUCCAGAUUAGAAUGAGGAAAGACACUGAUUACGAAAUACAUCUAUCCAAACUAAUAUCUCGAGGAUCUGCGUGUUGUCUGUGUCAUAAGAAGAAGACUAAUGAGAUUGAACCAAGGAAAAUUGCUGUGAUUGCCUGCUGAAAUGAACCCUUGCGGUAAGAAUCAGCUGCCUGUGAUGAUUCCAGGAACUCAUUAUAUACGUGCAAUCAUUGUUGUGAUGUUAACUUGGGAGUUCACAUUAUUUUCAUUAUAGAUGUACUGUUGUAGUAGCAGGGACCAAAUGGAUGCAUAGAAAUGUGCAAAUUGACAAAAUAGUUCUGGAUUUCAUUGGUGUCAAAACAAGUGUUCAAGAAAGCCAUUGCCAACGUGUUUGGGUAACAGAGUGAUGUCAAUUCAUCAACGAUACAGGAAGAUUGUGCGUGGAGAAAAAUUUGACCAAAGUUUAUAAUUUUGAGUGUGUGGACCUAGUCACCAGAUUCUUGAUGUUAGAUGAGAUUACAUUCAUCCUCAUCAUGGGCAGUUAUUAGUGAAGUUUUCUUCGCUCAAGCAGAUUGAGUUUUUAGACACACUGGUGACAUUUUUGAAAAUGUCAUUUGAUUUCCGACAAGUAUUAGAUAAAAAGGUCACAGAGAUAAAUUCUUGGUGACUUUUUCAAUAAAAAAAAAACAAAUUUUCAGUUUUGCAGGGGAGUAUUCAUAAAGUUGACCCCUGUGUAAAUGCAGGAACAAAAUCAGUGGACAGAAGUGUAGCUGACAUUUUGAAAACCUUUUCAAGCAUUGCAGGGUGUCAGUUUGUGUUUUGUGGGCAUGACAUGAUGAAUUUUAAUGAAAGUUCCAAACCUUGGACAGCUCAUGUUCCAUUGUGUGCAAACUGCCUAGAAAUGACAGAGGAGCUUUGUUUCAAAGUAUCUUCAUAGGCUGUCACUGUAGUCUUCCUGCGGUUCUGUUUGAUGGCAAAAUCAUUCUGAAGACAAAUGAGAAGUGGGAUUUACAGGAUUUGGUUUUCAUUUUUAGAAUGUUUCAGUGCUGGAGGCAGUCACAAUAUCUCUCUAUCAUUACCACUGUGGUCUAAGGUUCAUGAGACUGCUCUGUGAGACUUUUGGCCUUUAUGCUGGAAGCCACACCAGGGAUGGGAGUUUGAUUCCCUCUCUCUCCACAAUACUUUUGUGAAACAAGUCUGCCAUCAGUCCUGCAGGGAACAUUAUUACCAGAGAAUGGCAUCUAACUAGAUUGAGUGCACUUUUGUUUGACAGAUCAUAACUUUUAGUGAUUUGAUGCAGCAUAUUUGCAAGGACUAAAGAUAUUCAUUGUGUUUCAGUUCAUGCUGUGUAUCUGAUGACUUAUAGAGAUGCAGGUGAUGUUUUUUUAAUGCCCUCUGUAAAUAUGGAGUCAGAGAGAUAACAGUGGGCAGCAUAAAAGUGGUAUAUAUAUAUAUUGAUGCUUUAUUAAGACGAUCCAAGAUGUGUGUAUUUUGAAGUCACUGUUUACAUCUUUUUGGCAAUGGAAACAUUUCUCAGUGCACAGUAAAUACAAGUGGGUGGCCCGUACAAAGCAAGGACUCAGAAGGACUUUAAGUGCUCAGAGGUGUGAGAAUGGAAGUUGCAUUCCAAUACGAUAGCUUUUUCAUUCUUCUCAUAAUGUUCCUCAUUUGGUUUUUCAACAUUCUGAUGUUGGUGAUAGCGUGGAAAACGUGCGCCUUAAAAAGCAUCAAUCGAUACUUCUUGACAUCAAUGACUGUGGCAGAUUUAUUAAUUGGUAUUUUCAUCGUACCGUUUUCAUUUUGGACUUCGUUGUUCAGUGAAUGGGUAUUCAACGAUAAAUUCUGUCAUGUGGAGGCCUAUCUGAAUGCAAUAUUAUGGAUAGUUUCAUUAUAUUCUUACAUGUGUUUGUGUAUUGACCAUUUUGUUGGGAUCAGAAAACCACAGAGGCAUGAAGCGGAGCUCUCGCCACUGCGAUGUUUUUGUUGGGUAACACUGAUAUGGAUAUCUGCAUUGUGUUUUUGCUGUCCCCUCAUGUUUGGAGAAAAUCGUGGACGGUAUGAAGACAACACCCACCUUUGUGUUAUAGAUUGGAGCUCGCAACGGGCAUACUUCAUUACAUCAGGGGUGGUUAUAACAGUGCCUGCGUUAGUCGUAAUAACAUUCACUAAUUUGUACAUAUUCACAGAUGAUUAUAAGAACAGGAAGGAAGUUUAUGAGAAAUUUUUCACUUGGAAUCGAGGAGGGCGGCCAGAAAAUUACUUUGCAGCAUUUGUGAUUGGACUGGUGUAUCUGUUCUCGUGGCUGCCAUGGUGCAUCGUGGAGCUUUUUGACCAUUUUAAAAUCUUAGGGUACGAUAAGUACCCGCAACAAAUGGACUUUUUCCUUUUGUGGCUUGUUGUAUCAAAUUCCUUCUUUAAAUUGCCAGUAUUUUUACUGUGUUCACAAGAAUUCCGUGAUGGUCUGAAAUAUGUUUGGUAUAAUGUCAAAAUGGCGUGUAGAUCUUCCAUCGAAAUCACCACUGCCAUUUAGACUUUUGCGUCUAAAAAGCUCAAGAAUAACUAUUUACUGUAUGUGUCAAAUAGAAAAAUAUGAGUGUGUGAUGAGAUUGUUGAAAAGUUGUGAAUUUCACUAAAUUUAGUUGAUUUUUUUAAACUUAAAUUCUUAAUCAUUUUGUAUAAAUAAGUCAUAUAAUGCACUAAAAUACUGUGAACUCUAUCAAAAGUCAAGUGAUAAUAAAACAAAAAAUGUUCAACCUCACAGGACUCCUUUCUCAACCCAAAAACAUUCAUAUUGAAGUAUAUUCAAAUGUGUUGAAAAUCAAUACAGAAAAUACGAGAGAUGAUGCUUGAAAUAAUAAUAUAUUUUUCAUAUGACAUGAUUAGUCCAUUAAGGAUUUGAUUAUCAUAUACCUGUACAUGUACAUAUUUAUAUAUCUUCAUUGAAAAGUUCAAAGGUGUACUUCUGCAGAUAUUGAAUACACUAGGUUACAAACAAGUGAUACAAGGAUCGCUCAUGAUAGUUACUGUACUAAUUUGUUGAAAGUAAUAUAGUAGUAAUUUUAAUUAAAAGUUAACAUGGAUGAUUUAUCAUCAUAAAGGAAUAUCCAUAAGUCAUUGUGAAUAAAAGUUGGAAUGAAAUAUGAUGGUGCUUGAAGUCCCAAGGUGCUCAUGAUCAGUACUGUACAGAAUGCAGUUUGACUCUUAGACCCCAUUCCCAGAGAUUAGAUCGAUCCAAACUAGAUCGACCUAACUCCCUGGGGAU
Molecule: messenger RNA, 4142 nt
Organism: Lingula anatina
Lineage: Eukaryota; Metazoa; Brachiopoda; Lingulata; Lingulida; Lingulidae
Product: melatonin receptor pdcr-1
Biological process (GO): G protein-coupled receptor signaling pathway
Cellular component (GO): membrane
Molecular function (GO): G protein-coupled receptor activity
Source: RefSeq, a predicted model, not a curated record